UGGAGCUGCGCGCGCCCGGCGGCCUCGGCGGGGCGGGCGAGAGGAGCGGGCGGCGGGCGGGCCGCGGGGACGCGGGCCUGCGCGCUGGUGCGGCGUCUUGAGCCUCGUCGGCCGCCAUCCCGGAAGUGAGGCCGUUCCAGUCACCGCGCCGGGAAGAGCGAGGGUCUCCGGCGAGCUCUCGCGGCGCAGGGAGAGCCCCGACGCUGUCUGUGGAGUCUGUCCAGAAGACGUUUCUGCUCCGGCUGGCUGGCGACCGUCUGUAAUGAUCUGAUUCUUCGGCGGCUUAACCAUGGCCCAGCGGGCGGUGUGGCUCAUACGUCACGAACCGGGAACUCCACUUAGCGGCACCGUCAGAUUCUCCAGACGAUAUCCUACUGUUGAAAAGCGAGCCAGAAUCCUCAAUGGACUGAGUUAUGUUCCUGUACCUGAAGAUGGUCCCUUCCUUAAAGCAUUACUCUUCCAGCUUAGAUUAUUGGAUGAUGAUAAGGACUUCGUGGAGAGGCGUGAUAGCUGUUCACACAUCAAUAAAGCAUCCAUCUACGGGCUUUCAGUAGGAGGCGAAGAACUCUGGCCAGUCGUUGCUUUUCUGAGGAAUGACAUGGUAUAUGCAAGUGUGCCACUCGUUGAACAAGCUCUGGCUCCUCGCCCACCUUUGAUUAGUAUUAGUGGAGUUUCGCAAGGCUUGGAACUGCUUUUUGGGAUACAGGAUUUUCUUUACUCGAGUCAGAAAAAUGACACUGACCUAAACACAAAAUUGAAUCAGUUGCCUGACUUGCUUCUACAGGCUUGUCCACUGGGUACUUUAUUGGAUGCUAACUUGCACAAUUCACUGACUAGUCUUAAUUUCGCAUCUGUGACUCAGCAGCAAAAACAGCCAGCCUGGAAAGUUGGAACAUACAAAGGGAAAGCACAGAUUUCUAUUUCUAUCACUGAAAAAGUAAAAUGCAUGCAGUAUGGUAAACAGGAUAUAGCAGACACAUGGCAAGUUGUUGGAACAGUCACUUGCAAGUGUGAUUUGGAAGGAAGCAUGCCAAAUGUUACCGUCAGCUUGAAUCUCCCCACCAAUGGAUCUCCACUUCAAGAUAUUAUUGUUCAUCCGUGUGUGACAUCUCUUGAUUCUGCCAUUCUGACUUCUAGUAGCAUUGACACAAUGGAUGAUUCUGCAUUUAGUGGGCCUUACAAAUUCCCAUUCACUCCACCUUUAGAAUCAUUCAACUUAUGCUACUACACUUCUCAGGUCCCUGUCCCACCAAUAUUGGGUUCUUAUCACAUGCAAGAAGAAGAAGUACAACUAAAAAUAACAGUUAAUUUAAAACUACAUGAAAGUGUAAAAAAUAAUUUCGAAAUCUGUGAAGCUCAUAUACCUUUCUACAACAGAGGUCCAGUUACCCAUUUGGAAUACAAAGCUAGUUUUGGUCAACUUGAGGUAUUUCGAGAAAAAAGCUUAUUGGUCUGGAUUAUUGGCCAGAAGUUCCCCAAAUCAAUGGAAAUUAGUCUUUCUGGAACUCUAACUUUUGGAGUCAAGGGCCUUAACAAGCAGCCAUUUGAUCACAUUUGCAUUGGAAAUACAGCGUAUGUAAAGCUUCAUUUUAGGAUCUCAGAUUAUACACUGACUGGAUGUUAUGCAGAUCAGCAUUCAGUUCAAGUUUUUGCAUCAGGAAAACCAAAAAUAAGUGCAUAUCGGAAACUAAUUUCUUCUGAUUAUUACAUCUGGAAUUCUAAAGCUCCUGCUCCAGUAACAUAUGCAUCAUUGUUACCAUGAUUUUCUCAUAUUCAAAGGGGAUUUAUAUGAUGUUAGCAUUCUGUAGUAGAAUCAUAGUAUUUUUAUGUGCUACAUGUAUUCAUAUAACCUGUGAAUGAAAAAAAAUCAAUGUGAUUUAUCAAAAGUCAUAUCUUAUAUAUAUAUAUAUAGAGAGAGAGACUGAUACGUUUUUUGUUGCCCUCUGAUUCAUGCCAGUAUGACUCAGAAUAUAUAUGCACUUUAGCUUAAGACCAGUCUUUGAUCUCCAUGCCAUGUCCUAUUCCCAUGGCAAGACAGUGCAAAUCAAGCAGAGCCCUUUCCUUGAGUAAGAGCUCAGCUUUCUCCUAGUGCAGUUUUCAACAAGGAAACCAUAUGCUUAUUCAAACCUCAGUACCAAACAUGCUAUUACAGAAUACCCACGAUCUGGUUAAAAUCAUCAUAAAUCGUUUCUUUCAAAGUGCAACCAGUGGAAAUAAUGGGAUAAUGUUCAAGAAGUAACCCAUUCUUCAUCACAACUCUCUACUGGCCAAUGAAGAACCUGCAUAAUUCUAGUUGAUGUUGUAGAAAUACUUCCUUUCAGAGACAGAGUCUCAUGGAGCCCAGGCUGGCCUGGGUCUCAGUGUGUAGCUGAGGAUGGCCUUGAACUCUCUCAAGUGCUGGUGGUGUAUCACCAAAUUACAGUGGUGUAUCACCAAAUCCAGUUUAUGCCCUUUUAGGGAUUGAACUCAGGGCAUCAUGCAUGCCAGGCAAGCUCCUACCACCUGAACUACGACCCUAACUCCUGAACUUAAUAAUCUGACAGAAUGAUGUGUGUUUAGGAUGCCAGUAGACUUAAGGAAGAUGAGCAUAGUGAGCUAUGAAAAGUGUCAUUGGACAAGGUUUUUAAAAUAAUUUUUAUGUGUUAUACUAUUGGAUUAAUUAAAAUCUGUUAAUGAAUGAACUCAGGUAAAUACUCAAAAGCCUUUCUGUGGAUAAAAAGUAUCAUUUGCACUUAUUUUUAUAUAGCAUUUUCUUUUCUUUAAGUCUAUCCCUGUCGUUUUCUUUUUGCCAUUUUUUUUCUUCAACACCAUCUAGCCAUGCUCUUUAUCUUCUACCCAUUCUACUAUUAAACAUCAUAUUCUGUUUUCAGAACAGUAUAUUGUCAUCAAGUUAUACUUUAAGUGACCAUUAAAUGAGAGAGAGAUAGAAAGAAAUCGAAAGAUCCUGGGAACUUAACAAGCCAAAUUUAGAAGCUUGACAAAAAAAUAUGAAUUAGGAGAUUAAUAUUUAAUUACACUUAUCCUAGGUUCUGUUUCUUUUCUUUGUUUCUUUUUUUUUUUAAUGAGUCUUCUUAAAAAAGGCUUAGGAAAGGCUGCUAAUUCUUAAAAAGAGAGUUAUAAUUAUUGAAAAGAAAGUGUAUAUAAAUUUAGGACUUGUAAUACAUUUUUUUUUUAAAAUUAGGGUCAGUCCUGCUCAUUAUAAGCCCUCAUUGCCUGCAAAGUAUUAUCCUAGAAUAAAGUUCUAUUUUCACAGUCACCCUGAGCAAAUAGAAGAGAGGAACUGCCUGGCCAGGACUUUAAGACUACCCUGGCUUGCCCAGAGGGAGUCAGUGGUGAAAACUUCUUUUGUGAGAAAACACUGUUCCAUAAUGGUUCUUUAUUACUCUUCAACUCAAAGCUUAACAUUUUAAUUUAUUAAUGGAGCCGUUUGGGAAUGUUGAUUAUACAAAUACUUGGCAAAUUAUACUAAGGUACACAAGACACAUUUAUCUAGUGAGUAUGGAAAGAUUUAAUAUAUAAUCCUUGAGGCAAACUCUCUUCAUAAACAAAUUAGAAAAACAGUGACCUCUAAUUUGACACUUCUAGAAACCUGGGGAAAAUCUAGGGGUUACUAGAAAAGCAUGGGGGUGAUGGGGAACCAAGGCCAUCUGUUGCUGUUCCGUUCUAACACAACACUGGGGAACUAACAGCCAGCCUACGUUUUCAUCCCAUUGAGAUCAGCUGGACACACUGAUGCUUUUGAUUUUGUCUAGAAACCUGUCACUUCAGGAUAAUUUUUAAGGACAGAGCUUGUUCCCGGUUUGGUAGGUGACCUGUUUAAUGUUUCCCUGUGUCUGGGAACUCCUUAGUGUAAUUAGCGACCUUUGAACUCCACAACUAAUCCUGAGCUAUUUUGUAUUCCUUACUCAUCUUUAAGGCUGGACCUUUCUUUUCUUCAGAGUCCACUGCCACAAUUAAAGAAGAAACAGCUGCAUUUCAAAGGGAUUCCGAUUCCAGAAGCUUAAUCGUGAUUGACAUGUUCUUAUUCUAAGCUAUAAGACACUCUAAGAGUCCUUUCUUUGGUUAAAACUUCAAUCAUUUUCUAAAAAAUUAUCUCACUAUGGAUUUUAUUCAUUUUCUUUGAUAGCUAUUCUUUGCAUUUUUUUUUUUUUAACUUGAAAGGUGCUUUGCAUGUGCAGUGAAUGUGAGCAUCGACUUCCAGUGAGAGAUUUGGAUGGUGUCAGACCUGCUCUAGAUGCAGGAGUGCCAAAGUCCUUUUUAGUGACAAAAUAUGAUUAUGAAAUGUGAUAUAUGUGCAGUAAUUAUUCUUUCUCAACCCAAAGGGUUAAAAAAAAGUUUUUAAAUAUCUGAGAAUGAACUCUAGAAAAGAUGGGUCAUGAUUUGGGUAAAUCCUGUUCUCCAUUUUUUUGUUUUGUUUUGUUUUACAAGCAAUAUUUAAAAGACCACAAUUCAGUAGCUAGACAGUGGGGAUGUUUAUACUGUUAAAAUAAUUGAACCUGUCAACUUGGAAGCAGUUCGACUCCUCAAGAGUUUUAGGAGUAUUUAGUUUUAUUUAAAUCUUAGCCUCUUUCAAAACCAUUUUCUUCUUCCAUGCCAUCCCAGUAUUUAUACUGUUGAAAAUUAUGGUCUUAGAAUUCUUGUGCUAUGUUUUAACAGUAGAUAUUUUGCACAUAGUAACUAUUGCUGUUUUUUUUUCUGUUUUGUUGUUUUUGUUUAUUACAAUAUUUAAAAAUCUUAACAAUCAUUCAUAGAUUCCUACAGUACUCCUGGGAGGUAGACAGGUGGAGUUCCCAUCCAAAACCUCUGCAGGGACUGCCUGCUGCCCUAACAGAAGAGUUGUUUAUAAGACAGAGGUCAAAAAAGGGAUGUUAAUAAACAGUCCUCAGGUUUAAGGGACUUUUUAGGAUUACAUCUUAAAUUCCAACAAAUCAGAUUUAGAAGUUGCUGAAAGUGAAAUUGAUCCAUCCCUCAUCCAAACUUUGCAAUACUUUCCUGUUCUGACAUCAUUUAGAUAGUUAGCUGUAUUAUCAGAUUAGAAACCAUUGUACCAGGCUGCUGAAAGGAAAAGGAGGCAAAAAGCUAAACAUGGGAUGAAUUCUGAACCUUUUAACCUGGCUGAAGUAUGUUGGUUGCUGUUAUGCAAAUACCUUCAAUCCUCUGCUAAGUUCCGUGGAAAUAAUUUUCUUGAAUGACAGGUUGAUUCAGCAAGGAUUCAGUGGGUGAUUAAUCCCCCUUUGAUCUAGGGUAUUUCACUUAACUACCAGUUACCUCGUUCUGACAAAGUGCAACUGAGAUUAGGGAGAUCACUAGAACACUACCAGCCUGUGCGUUUAUUCUCUAUAACCUUUUAAAGCAAGGGCCAAGAAUGCAAUUUAUUCUCAGUUUUUGAAGAUGUAAAGUCCUGUCUAAGUUAGAAAGUCAAUUGAAUACCAAAUGAAGUUUAUUUCUUAUAUAAGAAAGCAAACACUUCUUUUUUGCUCUGCCUAACAAUGAUAUUAAGAAUCAUAGGCUUUGAAAGGAGAAAAAAACAAAGGCUGCAAUCCAAAUACAACUUCUUGUUUUGUUUCAUGUGCUAGAGUGCAUGCUUACUGCCCCCAGAUAACCCAAGAAUCAAAGGAGUGGCUACAGUUAUGCUGAGAAAACACUUGUUUCAUGAGACAGCAGUUCCAUCUCCCCAGCCAUUCCUAACAAAACUAAAAAAUACUGCAUAGUGCAGAAAUCCAGUUAAGGACACGUGAAGCAAACAGUCUUGUUAGUUUUUCUUUUCUUGAGGAAGUAGAUCCUCAUAGUCUCGCUAAAAUAAUAACUGCAUUCAUUUUCCCAGAUGUGGUAAUCAUUACCAAAAUACUUGAGAGUCAUUCUUUUAAGUGUUUUCUGACUUUCACUUUUUCCCUUCUCCCAUAUAUUUGAACUUUGAAAUAGUCUGUGCAGUUUAAGAAAAAAAAAAAAUCAGAUGUGUUUCAUGCUGUUUUUCAAAGAAAUCACUUUUUAAAAUCACUGUCAAUAUUAGUAUUUGCAAGAUGUCAAAGAUUUAUUCAAGUAUACUUUAUGGCCUAUAAAAUAUAAAGAUACAUACUAUACAUACAAUUAUUUGUAACAAAUGAUUAGCUUUGUAAAACAGAACAUUCAUCCUGGCUCAUCCUAGUAGCAGUCUACAUUAGAACUUAAUGUUUAAGUAAUUUGUUACGCUUUGUUUUACUCCUACCUUUGUAAUUUAUAAAUCAGAACAAUUCAAAUGCAUAUAGAAGUGUAUGACAUAGUAACCUCCUGUAGUUCUAAUUUAAAUUAAUCAUCCGUUUUCAAAUACUUUGGGUGAUCAGAAUAAAAUGUAGACGAUACUGUUAAAGGGCAAGAUUCCAUGGUUAUGUUGCCAAGAAACUUGAGAUUUGAGUAGUUAACUGUUCCCUAUAGUAAAUAGGCAAUAAGUAUUUACUAUUUCAAAAUAUGCCAUCAUGGAAUAUGCUUAUAAGCAAUGGUGUUUGUGUGUUUCUGCGGUGUAUUCCAUGCCUGUGUCGCUAAGUUCACCUGUGAGCCAUCCCAACAUUGUUUCAGGGGAAGAAAAAUAUUGUGAAAUUGUCUCUUCAGAUAUUUCUACAAACAUCAAUAGUUCCUGAUAAUGAAGAAAGUCAUUAAACUGAAAAUUGUUAAGGGUCCCAUUAGAUAUGUCUAGAAAAUGGCUAAAAAUCGUAAAGAUUUUUCUUUUUCUUCACCACCUGCUUUAUAGGUGUAACACAUUGUUCUUAGGUAGCCUGGAGAAGGACUACCUAAGAACAUGACUCCUUCACUGGCUUCCUGCCUUGUAAGCAUGAUAAUCUGAGGUAUAAGCUGAUUUUUCUUAGGCCCAGGAUACUUUGUGUAACUGACAAAGUCUGUGUUCCUGUAUGCUGUUCCAGCCUUAACAGAUGCUGAAUGCCCGGGAAAGAAAAGAUGGGUUUACCUAUAAAAAAUAAAAUUCUGUGUCAUUUCCUUUGAAUGUUCUUUUUCAGAUGAUAGUUUUGCUUUAAAAUUGUUUUUGAUAAAUACUGAUAAUGAUGAUAAUUCUAAAAAUUAAAAAUUGUUAAUCCUUAAAA
This is a messenger RNA of Psammomys obesus (fat sand rat), 7070 nucleotides long. It is a transcript of the gene Ap5m1, whose product is annotated as adaptor related protein complex 5 subunit mu 1. The coding region runs from base 290 to 1762 and encodes 490 amino acids. Gene Ontology annotation, cellular component: lysosome; late endosome; AP-type membrane coat adaptor complex. The record is from RefSeq and is a predicted model, not a curated record. Gene Ontology annotation, biological process: endosomal transport. The transcript has 8 exons. Lineage: Eukaryota; Metazoa; Chordata; Mammalia; Rodentia; Muridae.